Cylindrotheca closterium is the source of this 2328-nucleotide messenger RNA. The record is from the annotation of a GenBank genome assembly. NCBI's taxonomy places the organism in Eukaryota, Bacillariophyta, Bacillariophyceae, Bacillariales, Bacillariaceae.
AUGAAGAUCAAAGCAAGCGCCGUCUUUUUCAUCGCAUCCCUGGCUCCAUCUCCCAGUACCACGCGAGCAUUUUCCCCUCGUGCCUCUCGUCGCGUCGCUGCAGCCACUCUUUCAAACCGUUUGUUCAUGUCGUCUACUGUCACUGCCAAUCCUCUUUUGGAGCAAGAAGGAUUGCCAAAGUUUGAAAGUAUCGAACCCAAGCAUCUAACUCCUGCAGUAGAAGAGCUGCUUAAAAAGCUUGAGCAAGACUUUGCCACUUUGGAAACUUCUUUCACAAAAGAUGAUUCUAAGAAGGAGUUGGAUCUUGACUACGAUCAAGUCUUGCCGGCUGUCGAACGUAUUCAAGCUCCCUUAGGUUACACAUGGGGAGUCGCAGCUCACCUGAAUGGCGUCAAGAACGGCGACGAACUUCGUGAGGCCUACGAGCAAAAUCAGCCUAAAGUCGUGCAAGCCAUGACUAAAUUCUCACAAUCCAAAGCUUUGUACGAUGCUUUGGAAGCCAUUGAAAAGAAGGCGGCUGACGCUUCCGAUCCGCCCUUUGUGUUGCAGCAAAAAAAGAGAGCCAUUGAUAAUUCCUUGCGUGGAAUGAGAUUGGGAGGAGUUGGUUUGGAAGGUGCCGAAAAGGAACGCUUCAAUGAAAUUAAGCUCCGAUUGGCCGCGUUGUCCACCAACUUCUCCAACAAUGUGCUAGAUGCAACAAAAUCAUUCAGCUUGACUGUUGAAACCGAGGACGCCUACAAGUUGGAGGGCGUUCCCGACUCUGCCAAGGCACAAUGGGCGAAUGCACACUUGCAAUUCUUGAAAUCGCAACAAAAAGAAGGCGAAGAAGUGGCAGAGUUGCCCGAGAUGAAUCCUCAAAAAGGACCAUGGCGAAUCACUCUGGAUAUGCCCAGCUACCUUCCCGCUCUUCAGCACAUUCCUGAUAGAGAGUUGCGAAAAGAAGUGUACAUGGCAAACUUGCAAAGAGCUUCAGAAAAGAGUGACAUGGAUGAGAAGAAUAACAUUCCUCUCAUCUACGAGAUCCUCGAGCUGAAGCAGGAAAUGGCCAAAAUGUUGGGUUUUGAAAAUUAUGCCCAGCUCAGUUUGGCCUCCAAAAUGGCACCAAGUGUGGAUUCCGUAACGGAAUUGACCGAUCUCAUGGCUGCGAAAGCGGUUCCAGCUGCGAAAAAGGAUUUAGAAGAAAUCACUGCGUUAGCGCGCGAAAAAGGUGGAGUCGAGUUGAAAGACGUGAAAGAGCUGAUGCCAUGGGAUACUACAUUUUGGAGUGAGCGCCUGAAGGAAAGCAAAUUCGAUAUGAAGGAUGAAGAAUUGCGGCCAUACUUUGCAUUACCAGCCGUUUUAGAUGGCAUGUUCGGGUUGGUAGAGCGAUUGUUCAACAUUGAAGUCAAAGUAGCAGAUGGGGAUGCCGAAGUUUGGCACCCAGAUGUCCGAUUCUUCAAGAUCUUGGAUAAGGACUCGGGGAAGCACCUUGCUAGUUUCUUCUUGGACCCAUACUCUCGACCGGAAAACAAACGUGGCGGUGCGUGGAUGGCUGAUUGCAUUGGAAAGUCAGAAGCAACGAAUCGUGAAAUUCCAGUAGCCUAUUUGACCUGCAAUGGCUCCCCACCUGUGGGCAAGACACCUUCGCUCAUGACAUUCCGAGAAGUUGAAACACUCUUUCACGAAUUCGGACACGGACUGCAGCACAUGAUGACUUCUGCAACCGUUGGUGAUGUUGCCGGGAUCAAUGGUGUGGAGUGGGAUGCGGUUGAACUCCCAUCGCAAUUCAUGGAAAACUGGUGCUAUGAUCGUCCAACGGUCUAUGGAUUUGCCAAACACUGGGAAACGGGCGAGCCAUUGCCAGAAGAGAUGUUUCAGAAGCUAUGCGAUCAAAAAGUAUUUAAUGCUGGUAUGAUGGCUUGUCGGCAACUAUACUUUGGUCAGAUGGAUAUGGAACUUCAUUCUGAAACUUUCGAUUCCAAAGCGGCUCAAAAGGGAGAGGGAAGGACCAUUUUUGAUGUACAAAAAGAGGUUGCGGCAAAAUACAUUCCACAUUCGAUGCCACUCGAGGAAGAUCGUUUCCUCUGUGCCUUUGGGCACAUCUUUGCUGGCGGAUACUCGGCUGGAUACUAUUCCUACAAAUGGGCUGAAGUUAUGAGUGCAGAUGCCUUUGGAGCCUUUGAGGAUGUAGGUUUGGAUAAUGAGGAAGGAAUUCAGAGAGUUGGAAGGAAAUUCCGCGAUACUGUGUUGUCCUUGGGUGGAGGUGUGCCUCCUAUGGAAGUUUUCAAGGAGUUCCGUGGGAGGGAACCAACACCAGAUGCUCUUCUUCGUCAUAGUGGCUUGGCUUGA